Molecule: messenger RNA, 2160 nt
Organism: Penicillium malachiteum
Lineage: Eukaryota; Fungi; Ascomycota; Eurotiomycetes; Eurotiales; Aspergillaceae
Product: Zn(II)2Cys6 transcription factor
Exons: 3
Coding region: 1-2160 (719 amino acids)
Biological process (GO): DNA-templated transcription; regulation of DNA-templated transcription
Cellular component (GO): nucleus
Molecular function (GO): DNA-binding transcription factor activity, RNA polymerase II-specific; DNA binding; zinc ion binding
Source: RefSeq, a predicted model, not a curated record
AUGGCUGCUUCAUCUCGAUCAACAGGGAAGAGACUCCCGAUUAGUUGUCAAGCAUGUCGAACAAGAAAGAUUCGGUGUUCUCGUGAUGGUCGUCCAUGCACAACUUGUGUACGACGAGGCCUAGGUGCUGAAGAUUGUAUCUACCUUGGUCAGCCUCGUCUAUCAACAGAACAGUCUCAAUCAGGAGAUUCCAAUGUUCAGAAUGAGCUGCUUGCACGGAUCCGCAACUUGGAGGGUCUGCUGCAAAAGCAGAUGAUGAACUCACAGGCCACAACCCCCGUGGCAGGUGCCACCUCCCCACAGGGAGCUGUCAGUGCUACGGGUAGCUACUCAGAGUCUGAUGUGGGUGCGGGUAUGGAACCAUGGGACUUCCGCAGUACCAUGUUUGGUAAUGUUGGAUCCCUUCAGACAUCUUCCUCGGGUCAUGUCCGUUACGUCCCACUCGCUUCACAGUGGGAAUCUGUUGUUGCUAAGAGCCCCGCUGCGGAGUGCUUGCGGGACUCCGACUCGGAUAUUGUGGAUGACGACGAUCUUCAAAUUCCAUUAGCUCGAAAUGGCAGUAUCUCCCGUACUGAGCUGCUGGCAUUACUUCCCCCUGGCCGUUACUGUGAUAAUUUGAAAGAAGUUUACUUCCGUGUCUUUUCACCGGUCUUCCAUAUUCUCCAUGACUUGACCUUUGAGGCCGAGUACCAACAGUUCUGCCAUGAUCCAGGUAGUGUCUCUACCUCAUGGCUUGCUCUUUUGUUUGCCCUCCUCGCUAUUGCUGUCAGCGCACUAGACGACGAUGACCCUCUUCUAUCCGACCUUGGUCGGGAGAGGACAGUAAGCCGCAACAUCAAAGCACUGUCAGCACGAUAUCGCUCUGCUUCAUUGAGAUGUCUGGCUGCAGAUGGUAUCAUGACUCGACACUCCAUCAACUCACUUCAAGCAUUGGUCCUCGUCAGCUACGCACGGCUCCACCGUGGUUUACCUUUCUGGACCUUGCUGGGACUCACACAUCAUGUUGCUAUCUCCAUGGGGUGCCACCUCGAUCCAGAGAGAUUCUUCCUGGGCCCAAUUGAGCGUGAAGAAAGGAGACGAGUCUGGACUGGGUUGAUGAUGCUCUACACCAUUCACAACACAUCCUUUGGCAGUCUUGAUCAGCAUCUCCUCACUCAAGAUGUGAGAAUGCCAGCUGAUAUCGAUGACAUUGAUCUCCUUACUGGAUCCAGCAACUCCAUUAGCUCCGAUCUAUCCGUCUCUCCUACUGCCAGUCGACCCACACAAAUGACCUUCCUCCUCUUGAACUUCCGACUCUACAAACUCUCCACCAAGAUCUGCGAAUCAAUCUUCACCUACCCAUAUGCAUCCCGAUUUUCCAUUACCCAGCUUGAAGCCGAGCUGAUGGGACUUCGCGAGAUCAUCGAUGCGCGAUAUCGCGCUGAUCCAAGUCAAGAACCUCUUCCCGUGCACCAUCAAGCCAACCUCAACAUCCUCUACAGUCAAAUCCAUCAACUCUACCUCCUCCUCCUCCGCCCCAACCUAUGUCGCUUGCUUCAGGGCGAGAUUGCUCCAGAGACAAUUGAUGCACGAAACAAGUGCAUAAAAUCUGCCAAGGCAGCUCUAUCAAUUUUCCAAACUCUGUUAGAGUCAUCUCAAUUCACCCCUUACAAAUGGUAUACCAGCGGUCUUGGCAGUUUUAACGCCUUCCACGCCGCAGUGACUCUAGCAGUGGGGCUUCUGCACUCAGAAAGCCAAGCCGAGUUCGAGGAAACAAAAGAGAUCCUCAGCAAGGCUCUGGAUAUGUUUGCUUCUCUAUCCGUGCGGAGCGUAUUCUGCAGCAAGGCAGUUCCAGUUGUUCGACAGAUCAUUGAUGUUAUCUCAACACAAUAUCAUCAGUCUCAGCAACAAUCUCAAACCCAGCUUCAGUUCCAGCAAACUCAAGCUCAGAUGUUUGCGGCUUUAGCACCAACUAUGUCCACAGUCACUAUGCCCGAGAACUUCAUGCACUCUCAAGCACAAUCUCCAGUACCAACUGUUGUGUCUUCUGCCAGUGACCCGACAAUGCAAUCGAGCUUUGGCAUCAACAUGCACCCUCAGCAUUGGAUUGGCCCCACUUCUGUUCCAUGGGAUACCCUCGGCGCUGGGAUGCAGUAUAGCUUUGACUCUGAGAUGGCAUAG